UUCUACAAGUGUACAAAAUCACUUCUGCGGUAUCAGCAAUAAGGCUUGUGGAAAGGGAUAAUUAGAUGGGGAGGUUUAAUCACCUAGUACCGGUAUAUCCUCGUUAAAAUGGUGAAAUUCUUGAGCAUUUUGCCCAUCCACACUACAGACAAUCAGCAGCAGGAACUCUCAAUAACUGUCAGCUAUGUGAUAGCUUGACCAAUCGCAGCACAGCUCCUGUCUUUUCCUUAAAUAAACCUUGCCAUCUGACAUGUAACUUCACUAAGCAGGCAUGUAUAAAAUUUGAUUGCACAAAUAGUCAUGAUGGAAAGGUAAGUUGGCACAAUCAAAAUGUGUUUAUGCGAGAUUGUACAUGGCUAUCAAGGAAGUAGAUGAUGGGAAGGUAACUUACGGGUACCUUUGGGAAGAAAAGAGAAAUUCCCCAUUCAAAUGGGAAACUCUCCUUUUAUGGAACUCAAAGUUGCCAUUUUGUUCAAGUUGUUGUAGCGACUUAAAUUGUAUGCUGAUGUUCAGGGAUACUAUCAAUGAAGUCACAACGUGCUGGUCAGAUGCACCAUUCGUAAUUGAGUCUAGGGCGUGUGCACAUGUAUGCCGAUGACUAUUUCUUGAAGGGCACAAUGUCUACUGUAGGAACUUACAUUUCCUUGUUAGCUCUACAUUUUUCAGUUAAAAAAGGAUUAGAUCUCAUGAGGCAUUUUACCCUGCCAACAUAAUGUAUACAUGUACAUAUAAGUGUAUAUAAGGCAUGUUUUACUUCAAGUUCCUUAUAGUAGUUAAUGUUCGACCAUAUGUACAGGUCUGUUAAUGAAUCACUGCAAAGAACAUUUCUGACAGUAGACUCUAAAUAAAACAGGGCUUAAAAGCAGAUUAGUUCAAGUAACUUUUUCAACUGUGUUAGAGAAUGUCUGUAAUACUUGCUUAUUAGAAUUACAUGUAAAUGUUGGUCAAAUCUCAAACAUCUGUACUGUUGCCUCUAAUACUGUGAAUGUAGAUGAUGUACAAAAUGGGGUUGAUAUUACUAUGAAUAUUCACCUUUGUGUCACUGGCUGUAGCUACGGUACUCAAGACACACUAGCCUGAGGCUGAUGUUCUCGCAUUUGUUUUGUUUUUCAUGAGUUUUCGAUCACACUGAAUUGUUCUUUUGUUGCAUUUGCUGGAUUCUUUUUGUGCACUAAGACUACCCCCAGAACUGUGGGGUCCAAACUCUCUUUUUUUGCCCGAUUGUUAUACAGAAUUCUGCGUUGUAUUAGAAAGAGAUGUACGUACAUGUGCUUGCGUAUUUUUCACAUUGUGGUGACAUGCUUCAAAAUAGAAUUUUCCAUUGAUAUUAUCUCCUGCAGAUAAGUGAUGAAAAUGCCAAAAUGUCCCUUAAAAUUAUAGGCUCAAAAGUACUGAACCAUGAUACCUAAUACACAUCGACUGAUAAAUGUUUUUCCAGACAAAAACAGAUAAUGUAACAUUGUUACCAGGCAACUCAGUACCAUUGUGGGGCAUUGAGGAAAAACACCUCAUGCCUUUCCUGUGUUGAAGGAGUGUAUAAACACUGCAUUGCAACCAGUUGCAGCAUGUUGGAGAGGGUGUUAGACUUGCUCCUAACUGUUUUGCACUUGGGGUAAAGUAUGUGCAUGUGUUUGACCUCUGUCUUCUGCGAGUUAGGAGUAUUUCUGGAUCCUUGCCUACUGCAAAGCCCCUGAAGGAUAGCAAGGAUUGGGACUGAAGCAAGUCUAGAUAUCAGACUUUGGACUUUAGUGGCAAACAGUAAACCAAUUUGUGUACGUGAACAAUCGGACUGUACUAUUAUUUUGCUUUGUGUUUUGUUAACUUCAAUAUUGUCAGUUUACAAAGUGAAAAGUGUGUUUUAAAUACGAUUCCAUUAUUGGCAAAUCUGCAUUUUUUUAACAGAUGUUUUGUGUUUGUAAUAUUUUACUGGGGGGGGGAGAAUUUAAUCAUUUCAGUGAUGUACAUGUGCUCUGGAAUGUCAACAAUUAACCAAACCAAUAAAGGAUUUUGAAUUUGUUGUUUACAUUAUUUAAUUUUGCUUUGGUAUGCUUUCAUGUCACUGUAUGCACAGGUGUGUACAUCUUGGGAUCUUAAGUUAUUCCUUCCCCCCAUUGUUAAUGAAGUUAAAAGUUUCAAAGUUAUUUUUUACAAUGCUCAACUGUACAAUUUGAUAUGCACCAUGUGCUCAUCAAAUCUAUCUCCACUGACCCUCUAGGCCUACAUCAGCUGAAAAAUACUCGGAUCAUUGUGAAAAUGAAACAGGUUGUCAGGUUGUGUUUUCUUGUCUCUGUCAAGGGUAUCAAAAUUGGUUUCCGUUAUCACAGAGUCAAUAACGAAAAUAUGCCAUGGACAUUUUGGCUCCGGCUUGGCCUGUUGUAGGUGUCCUUGUGUGUAAUACUGUGGAAUACCGGAACAUCAGUUUAUCUACAGUAUAAAGGCACACUGUAAUCUGCAGCAUAAGUCCACUAGAAACCGGAAGCAUUUCUGGCAUGUUGGCAUGGUUUCAUAAUCAGCAUGUACCUGACAUAGUUUGCAGAAGUCAUCAGGUUUCAGUCACAUUGUUCACGGAUGUUAAUAUUUUGGCUGAACUUUAUCUUGUUCUGAACACUUGUGCUCUACACAGCUGAUAGAGUUCAGCAUUUGUUAUAAUAUGUACUAGUACAGGUAGUUUUCAACCAUGUACCUUGCAUAUUGCAGUAUACCGGUAACUGCCUGUUCAUGAAAUGUUUAUUCGUACACGAAUAAUGGAUAGAAUAGAUUUUUCAGGUGGGAGUUUGAGAUAACUAAAACAUUUUGUUUCAUUUGGUUUCUCCCACACGCGAAGCCUAAGAUAGAGUUACUUUUUUCUGACACAUUCCAAGUUCUCAACUCCCAUUUCUCACAAAAGUCUCCUUGUGGCAAGCAUUUUAAUAUAAAUGAGUUGCCGCAGAUAUCUCUGUGGUAAAUUUGUUUCAAUUUUUUUCUUGAAUUCAGUGUAGCUGCCCAUUGAGCCCUGAAAGUUGGUUUCAAAAGAUGCUUUGAAAUUGUAGACACUUGAGUGUACAUGUAUACAUAGCAUACUUUAUACAGUACAACCUACAUGUACCGUAACUAAAUCAAUUAGUCCCCACAACUCAUCUCUCGGCAUAUGGCCUUAGUUGCUGUACGUUAUAAAAAAACUUUGAUGUAGUUUUUGUUCACAAGUCAGCAUUAAAUGGUGUUGUGUAAACUGAAAUAAAAUUGGCCUGUUUAUCUCAUGAACUGACUGUCAUGACAGCAACUUGCUGCAGCUACAUGUAGUUUUAUGGCUUUGUUAUUUUAUUUCAAAGAUAUGCAAAAUCCUGGUUACGUACCGUGGAUUGCAUAUUGACAUGCUGUCAGUGUCAGCAACUGAUACCUAUAAAUUGAUUUGUUGGUAAACUUUGCUUCAUCGUCAACUGUCGACAUCCAUGUAAUUAUUUGAUCAAAUAUUUUAGACAUCAAUCUUUCUUAUUAACAUUCAAGCCCCACUUAUGUGGUUUUCCACACAUGUAACCAAAUUUAGAAAAAUAAGACUAACUGCUGGGUAGCAACCAUGGUAUGAUGUCUACCUGCAGAUAAAGUGGAGAUAAGAAUUUCAGCGGCGAGACCGGAAAACUAAACAAUAAGAUCACUCAUAAUUACUCUAGCUGUCGUUAGUUAGUGCAUACAUGUACAUGUAGGUACUCGCUUUGCUGUGUUGGGGCCUUUUCAUUAUAGUGUAAGCGGCCAUAUGGUUAGUCGGUACAGGUGUAGUCUCAUCCUUGUUGGGAAUAUUUCCUUUCAAGAUUUUGUUCACCACUUCAAGGAUGUCCAUGUUGGUCACAAAGAUGGAGCCAGGCUGUGAUAGUGCACCUGCUCUCCAACCUGAGUUUGUGGAUUUUUACACCAAGUUGUUGCAGAGCUUUAUCCACCCGCUUGGGAAAAUCAGCGCCAGUGAUCCAAAUCCACUUCAGUUGGCUGCUCAUUUGCAGAAGGUGUUUGACGUCCCUAGUGAGAUCCACGCGGACAUGAUGCAAGACGAACUUGGCAAUAAGCCCCCAGCUUGCAUGCUGAAAGUCACAGUGGUUGAGGCCAAGGACAUUCUCGGCAUGGAUGCAAACGGAAUGAGCGACCCCUACUGCCUCCUGACUAUAUGUAAGAAUGAGCAUCACCACUCCCCGUCUCACGAGAAGCACCCACACCUCACCCACUGGAACUCCUGCCCCGAGGACCCCACCAGUCCCGCCUCCACUCCAGUCACCAGCCAAUCGGAGAAGGUCAACCGCCGGAACUCGGACGGCCGGCGAAGCUUCAAGAAGGGGAGCCGGAAGAAGUCGGACGAUGGCGGUGCCACCCUGCCCAACCAGAUCCAGAAGCAGCGGUCAGACACCCUGACGGUGUCCGGCAAGGCCCACAACAGGCGCAAGAACUCAGCCGAAGGGAGCGCCAUGGCCUCGCCCAGGUCGCCCAUCCACAGCCAGUCCCUAGAGGCAGAGUUUGUCUUCAAGACCAGCUGUCAGAAGGCCACACUGCAUCCUGUGUGGAACGAAACCUUUGACAUUGCAAUAUCGUCCAUCAAAGACACAGAGCUGACCCUGACAAUGUGGGACAUGGAUGAGGAGACCAGUCUCUGGCAGGCCUGUAAGAGUCUGGAGUCAGAACACAAAAUGGCAGGAAUUAAAAACCUGUUUCGUCACAUCAAACACGGUAUCAACAAGAACACUGACGACUUCUUGGGCCAGGUUGUUAUCUCCUUGGCCGACCUUCCGGCAGUAACCCGCGUGGAUCAGUGGUACACGUUACACAUCAACUCCAAGGGAUCGGGUCCAAGCAACGGUGGAAAGUGUCACAUGCGGCUACAGUUUGUCCGUGAAGAGGAUUACUCAAAGAAAGGCAACCCUUCCAUGCUGACGUUCUACCAUCAGUUAGCAUCAGCAGUGUACAGAUAUGAAGGCCAAAAAUACAUCAGGGAAGGCAAAGGGCCGUGGGACGGGAAACUUCCUGAGAUCAGCCGACACAUGCUGAACUGCUUUGCGAUACAAGCAGGCAUCUCCAAGCUCUCACAGACGCUCAUAAACCUCUCGUCUCUUCUGGAGUUUCACCACCACCAGAAUUCCCCAACCUAUGAAUUUCUGUCCUUGACAAGGCUGUCCAUAAGCAGUCUAGGGAAAGAUGAGGUAGACUCAGUGUCGGUCAGCAGCCUGCUGGAGUCCACGGACAACAUCCAAAGGGCCGGAGAGGAGAAAGGACAGAAAGACAUCAACAGCAAACCAGGAGAGGAAAAGGCUAAAGAAGACACGGACACCUCGCUGAUGGACCGGGCCUUGAGGGAGGCCAUGUUCCACGUCCAUGCUGAAAUGAUUGCCGAAACCACCUUCUCCAUCUACAGCAAUGAGGCAAAGGAGGUGAAACAGAUCUAUGCCGAGAACCCCAAGUUCCUCUCGUACGAGCUUGAGGUGACUGAAACAUCAAUAUCCACUUACAUCGAUCACUGCAUGAGUCCUGUGGGAGAUUGCCCUGCUCUCUUCCCUCCUUCCGACGUGCACGUCUUGGAUAUUCUCAAGUCCAAAUGCAGAUUAAACAACAUCUUCAGCCUGCUCCAGAUGAAAGUGUGGAAGGACCGAAACUCCAUCCCGCACCAGCGAGUCCGCAAACUCAUGGAAGAAGUGAUAGAGUUGGACACCCGUAGGUGGCUCAGUAACAAGUUGGAAGAACUACCUCAGCCUGAGGGAUCGCUGAAACCAGCAGAUUUACUGAAGCUGUUAGACAGACUUGGAGACGUCAUAGGAGAUAUAAUGGCUCUGCUGAGACCGACCAAGGAAUACCAGAACUUCUUCACCAAGUUCACGGUUGACUACAAUAAAGCCGUGGCCCGGGAGAUGGACCGCAUAGUGUCAGCCAGUCUCAAAGAAGUCCUCAGCAGUCUCAACCAGUAUCAAGUCCGCUACCAGAAGUUCCCGGAAAACAUCGCCGAAUCCAGCAAGGCUAGCCUGAAGCUGUACAUGACUGUGAAGAAGAUGUUCUCGGUGCUGAAGAGCAACAACCACACGUGUGAGGGUCUUGAGAUGGCCAACUACCACACCUGGUUCCAGGAGGGGCUCAUCUUCUGGUUGGUCACCUUCAAAUACGAGACCUUUGACCGUGUCCGCAGAGCUCUGGAAAUGGACAAGGACGUGCAGCUGGUCCACAGUGUAGUCAAAUACUCCAACUCAGCCGUUGAUGUCCAGUCUUGUUUCGCAAAGGUAACGGAAGAAUGGCACAAGAUAGGCUUUGAAGGAGUGGACAGCAGGUGUAUGGCUGUCACCAAAAUCACAGAUCUGAUUUGUGAGGGUGCCAAGUUGUACGCUGCAUCUAUUCACAAAAAGCUGGAGCAGAAUGGUUUCUAUCGCAGCAUUAGCGGACAGUUUGACAUCAAGGACAAGCUGUGCAUCACGCUGAACAACAUCGAGCACGUCCGGGCCUACCUGGACAACCUGCCUGUCCUGCUGGACUGGGAGCAGACGGUCAACGGCCUGGCCACCCACCACCAGAACCUGACGGCCGGUAAGCUGACCCUCAGCACCCUGCAGCGCAUGACCACCAAGGCCAGCCGGGACACUGUGGGCAUGUCGGGCCUGCUGGAAAGGAAGAUCGCCGACAAGAUGUGCCAGGAGGUCUUGAAGGUCCUGGGCAAGGUGGUCAACCCUAAAGGGGAAGCUGCCACGAAAGAAGAGCACCUGGAUGAAUUCUUCACCUACAUUGACCAGAAUCUGGAGACACUGUACAAGCAACUGAUGCCUCAGAUUUUCCCUCGAAUUGUCGAGGAGGUCUGGAACGCUCUCCUAAGAGGAAUUGUGUCCCUCAUGCACAUUGGCAGGCAACCCCAGUACUACCAAGAACUUAGGGAGAGCCUGGAUGCCCUGGAGAGCUACUUUCAACGUCCCGGACUGGCCCUGGACCCGGCCAAGAUCCAGGGCCCCCAGUACAAAUUCCUGCUGGGCCAGCUGGACCUGAACGCUCUGAGCACCCAUGACCUGAUGCUGUGCUACUACAAGGACCUGGCCACCGACAUGGCCACGCCUGGUGAAUACUUUGGUCACCUGGGGGUCAGGAUAGCGUGCAAGGAGGAGGCAGGAGGCAAGAAGACGAUCAUCGUCAAAGUGUGCAAUGCCGUGGACCUGCCUGGCAUGGACCGGAGAGGUACCAGUGAUCCCUUUGUGGUGGUGGAGGUGCUACCAGAGACAGCCUUUGACAAGCCACUGGUUCAGCAGACACGACACGUGCUGCACAACCUCAACCCAGUGUUUGAUGAAACAUUCCAGAUUCCGUCUGUACCCAUGGACCUGAUUGAGGCCGGCGGAGUCAUGAGCCUGACAGUCAUGGACUACGACGUUCUCUGGAGCAACGAUUUCAUCGGUGAGGCCUUCAUCCCACUGCAGCAGGCACGGCCGAUCACCACAAAUCAGUCAGUGGAUCAGUGCCCUGUCAUCAUGAUGCCUGUGAAACGGCCCCAUGCUUGCUCAUCGGGUGCAUUUGACAUCCUGAAGAACCGCUGCAAAUGGGACAAAAACGCUCGCAUGUUUUACGCCCGAAGACAGAAGGCCAUCGAGAAUCAGAAACCGAGGACAGACAAGGGGACCGGGCCACCGAUGACCAAUUCCCGAUUGGCACCCUUCCUGAGGCAAACUUUAGUGAGACUUCAUAAUUACGUGUACAGUGUCCCUGCUCUAACUUCAGACAAGGGUCCAGUUUCGUAGACGAGUCCAUUAAAGACUGGAACAUGUUGCAGUUUAGUCAUUGUGAUGGUGUUGGUAUACUGACUGUCCAUGCAUUUCAUUUGGUGCUUAGCGAGUCUUCUUCUGCCUAACACAAUGCACAGGUGGCUUAGCGAAAAUUUCAGCUGGGUAAUAAUGCAGUGUUAUGUUGCAGUGCACAUAGCCUUACCUUUUUUGAGUUACACCUUCUGGUGGCCCAUUCUACAUGUAUCAUUUCAGUGGUGCAUUUUUAGAAUAAUGGUCAAUGUGAUUGUAUCCAACAAUUCACUUGAAUAGGAAUGGAUUAUAGUAGACUGUGUGCAGAAGCGCCCCGUCAGUAGUAAAAAAAAAGAGUUUAAGGAGUGCCCUGCACUCGUGUCUUAGCCCACCUUCAGCAUCUGAGAUCUUUUUGAAGACUGAAGGGUUGUAGAAGCCUUAAAAGGAAUCAUCUUAUCUUGCAGAAAACCUGUAACCUCUGCCAUGCUAAGCUUAGAAUCUUAUUCAUCUUAUCUUGUUUGUAGCAAACAAAUCGUUUCCUUGUAUAAUUUGUGUGAGUUCCAGGUGUUUUGACACCAAUAUAUAACAAAGUUUGAGUGCUGAAGCAGAAUUCUCAUACACCGUAGAAUAGGUUGCUGGGUAAACCUUCAUUUAAAAUUAAAACAACUUUGGUGUUUUUAUAUGUUACUUUUUACCAAAUCAUUGAAAUGGAGUACCAAAGUAUGAUGUCACUGUGAACCAAAAGUGCAGUGCAAACGAAUGGUGUGCUCGCGCAUGUUGGUUCAUGCGCUGAUUUUCACCGUGAUGCGUUUUACACACAUCAUUGUACUUGUGACAUAUUCACUUUGCCACUCUCGACACGUUAUCUUCUGUGUAUAAUUUUCUAUUUGUUGUAUUAUAAAGAAUUGUAAAAGUUUACAUAGAAAUAGCAAUAUUUUGCCAAAAUUCUUGUAGAACCCAGUACAAAAUAGUCUCUGAAUUUACUUAAUCUCACUUUGCAUUAUUCAAUUAAAGUGCAAUUCGUAGAUUUUAGUCUUUUAAUGCUUGCAAAGCACGGAAUUUAAAUUGAUAGUUUACUUUCAGCCACGUUGAAAGAGAAAAGGAGGGAGCACAUAUGGUUGAUAAAUACAGGUUGAAAGUUUACAUACACUUUAACGGAAAGUGUUGCAGUACAAUUUUUAAAAUGUUCCCAUUCUUGAAAACCAUUCGUCUUCUCUGUUACUGAUCAUGCAGCCAGCACAUGCACUUUUUUUAAACGAACCUGAAAAUGAAGUAUUGAGAAUACACCACAUGAUUGCCAGAAAUAGAUGAAAUCUUAAAUCUUGGAAGUGCAUAUAGUCCAAUUUCAUGUAAACAUCCGGCUGCAAUUCAUCUGUACAAAUUGCCAGUUUUUGAAGCUCCGACAAUCCGUGAACUUAUUUUUCAUCUUGUGUUUUGGCAUUUCAACGGGGGCAGGAUUACAUACUUGUUCUCUGAUGAUUAUAUUGUCGAAUGGUGGAGUGGAGGGGGAAGGUAUCGGUGUGUGUCUCCACCAAAGAGCUGUGUCAUAUAUAACUCUAUGGUCCCCACCCACCUUUGGGCCAGACCAUAGGUCACACUUGUAUACGAUGUAUAUACAUGUAUGUUAACUACCAAAGCACUGUCACUGUCAGGAGUGCUGUUUGGGACCUGCUUUUGUCUUUGUCUUGCGUAUUACUUUCUUUACUGUUGACAUUUCUGAUCUCGCCAUCAUCUUCCCCCAUUUGCGGACCUCAAAUCCGUGCCUUUAUUGACAGGGACAUACUGGUGUUGUCACUGGAUCAACAUCAGACCUCCAGACCGAGUUCACAAAGCCAUCAGACACAAGCCAUUUUUCAUUUGUCUCCGUGAAAAGCAUUCCUUUGUCAUUGUUCAACCUGUAACUUGUGACUGCUCUUGUGUCUGGUCUUGUAAUGGUCUUAAUAUAACUUCGACCCCGAAAGGGGUGGCAGCCUAGCCGUAGUGCAGAUUGUAUGGGGGUGGGUAUAAAUUAAGAUAUCCGCAAAGUUUAUAAUACCGUGGUAUAAAUUAGUAUUUAUGCGUAUUGGUGGAGUAUUUUUAGACCGUUAAGCAGUGUUUAAAUUUGAGUUGUCUUUUCCACACUUGUAUACACGUGAUAAGAUAUACAUGAAUGGCAUCAUUAAAGGUACUUCUCAAAUUUAUCUGCUUUCUAAUGGUAAGUGGGAUAUACGUGUAUCUGUUGUGACUGGCCUAUGUUUUUAAAAAGUUCUGAAAUGAAAGUGUCAUAUAUUUACUGUUCCGUCUGUGAGAUGCUUUAGACUUGUUCUAAUUACAUCGCUGACUGAUUACUUCGGUCGAAUAUUUUACUUUUUGGAAAACGUGUUCUCCACUGCUGUUCGUUUUAUGGUGGGGGCCUUUUAGCUGGUGUAAUCAAGCUUAUCGUAGAUCAUUUUUGCCCUUUUGUAAAUUUGUGUACACGUGAACAAGUCGCCCUGAUAUUCUGCGAGCAUGGUGUCAUUUUUCCAUGACAGAAUGUAAUAAAGACCCGCUCCACUGAAA
Molecule: messenger RNA, 10247 nt
Organism: Acanthaster planci (crown-of-thorns starfish)
Lineage: Eukaryota; Metazoa; Echinodermata; Asteroidea; Valvatida; Acanthasteridae
Product: protein unc-13 homolog D-like
Cellular component (GO): secretory vesicle
Source: RefSeq, a predicted model, not a curated record